This is a messenger RNA of Fusarium oxysporum Fo47, 4106 nucleotides long. RefSeq lists its product as uncharacterized. NCBI's taxonomy places the organism in Eukaryota, Fungi, Ascomycota, Sordariomycetes, Hypocreales, Nectriaceae. Bases 483 to 3914 code for a protein of 1143 amino acids. Gene Ontology annotation, molecular function: histone methyltransferase activity; protein binding. The record is from RefSeq and is a predicted model, not a curated record. Gene Ontology annotation, biological process: chromatin remodeling. The transcript has 2 exons.
UAUUCAUCUCUGUCUUGGUUUGAGUUUCGAGCGACAACAAACCGACAAUCGAGGGCACUCGUGUCUUUUGUACAAACCCGUCGUAUAUAAUACCAUUAUCUUACUCUCUGGUAUUCAGUUUCUUUGGUUUCCUCGACCUCUUUUGCGCAUUUCGCUCCUAUUUUCUGCCGAAUUUGCACAUUUAAUCUGUCCACACGCGUCUCUGGCUGGGUCGACAAACUCGUGUUUCCUUCUCUCAUUUAUUAUCUACAAAGGUGCUCUCCACAGCAACAUCAGCACGAAUUGCAGCCCUUACCUAUCUUCUUUUCUCUCUCCCCCUUUUUUUUUUGGUGUCCAUCAGCGACUCCUCUUGUGCAGGAUGGUAGCAGUUGCUGGCUAUAGAGAGGGGCAAUUCUAGGAAAACCUUUGGCAGUUCGCCUUCCUUACCAAUACGGCGGUUGUACCUUGCCUUAGAGUUUGAGGCAAAGUCAUCAGCCGCAACCAUGGCUUCUCCUCAUCUCGUCGCCAUCGUCGCAGGAAAACCUGACACCAUCGACUUGACAGGAGACAGUGAUUCAGACUAUGAACCACAUUCUCUGGUGCCUCUAAAUCGCAACAACACUACUACGGCGCGCUUCACCCCCAAUUUUUCUAUUUCAAGUGAGCGCCCAUCAUCAACCAACGCUCCCGUCAGCCCGCCCAAGUUGAAUAGAUCUACGAGCUCUACCGCCGUCAGCCAGGACAAACAGCCCUCCGCCUCUGCUGAGCCGCCACGCCCAGCAUCUUCAGUCCUCAAGCUGAGCCAGAAGGUGACCACGAUAACGGCUAAUUCUGAUGACGCCCAAAGUAUGGCAAAGCUGUCUAGUGUUACAGCCUCCAACUUGGCAUCUCGUCAGGUGACGCCCACGCCUGAAAAAGACGCUUCAAAAUCAACGCAACAAACCAAACCGGCAUCUCCUAAAUAUCAAACGCCUAAGAAGCAGGAAUGGGAUGUCGCUGCUAUUGCCGAAAAGCUGACACAGUUUCGCCAAGAUAUCAAGGAUGGACACAGUCGCAUGACCUCUUAUAUCAUUGAGUCCACCAAGCCUAAUGAACGUCGUGUUCUCACAGGCAAAAACCUCUUCGCCGGACUUACAAACAAACCUGUCCCGUCCAAGAAGGGAGAAACGAUGAGAAUCAAAUCCAAAGAACACACGAAGCUUAAGAACAACAAACGUGAGGAUCACUACAGCAUCGUACGCAUCCAGACAGAUGAAGAGCGUGUUCCAAGAUACCGCUUUCAUCACGUGGAAAUCAAAAAGAAUAUUCUUACUCCUAACACAAUGCUAACCUUUGUACCCCACUUGAGGGAUCUUGAGACCUCGGAAGAGUACAAAUACAAUGUUUGGUUGCAAGAAUUGGAGGAUAUUGACCGCAAAUCUGGCUUUAAGCCCAUGAGUCGCGAGGAAAAAGUGCGCAUAGCAGUGCGCUCCGAGUUUGCAUCGACUGUCUUGUUAUAUCUUGGCACUUGGCUGGACAAGCUCUCAUUACCUGGUUGUAACAGAUCAGCUCUUAUUCGCUACAUGGCAAGUCGAGAACCUGACGACGCCAUCACGCCCCGACAGAAGUCAGACAUUCUCAACUCACAUCGCCCUGCCGAGUCCACCACACCACCUGAGGCAAACAAAGCCGCCAACAUGUUCACGGAAGCCUUCCGCCGCGUCUUUCACCAGGGCCAACCCCCAACAAAGCAGAUUGAGCUCCGCGACGUCUUGCUUUUGGAUGAGUCAGUCGACAGCAUCAUGGAAACCAAGCCCACAGCCAAGGAUGGCUCCAGCACACAGCACGAAAACGAGCAUGAUGCUGUCGAGUAUUGGCUGGGAACUUAUUCAAUUCUCGGUUGCCUCAUCUGCUUCAGUCAUUCCUGUGAGCACGGCGAAUACGAUGCCCAGAAUUGCAAGCGCACCCUUUCGAUUCUUCCCCGUCUUUCGGAUACUCUGAAGCGGCGACGUCGCCUCCCCUACAGUGCAGCUGAUACGGUUAAUGGUAAUGGCCCCUUAUCCCCACUCUGCAAACGUAACUGCUAUCGGAGCUCGCCCCGGCCUGUUGCUGCCUCAAUCCAGAGGCCCUGGGAUGAAGAGGAUCAUUUUAUCCUACGAUCUACGGUUGCGACCGCCGACCGCAGCAAGGUUACGAAAGAUCCCUUCUGCUUGGUUGCCCAGCUCCUUGACCGGGAUUGCAGUGACGUAUUUAAUGAAUAUCAAAAGUUGAAUGUAUCCAUGUCUCCAGUUGAGCCAGCAAACAGAUUGCAAAUCCGGACGGUCAGCUGGUACGAUCGUUUCAAAAAGACGCUCAUCGGUGACUGGGAAUCCCAUACCAAAACCCACGAACAUCAAAAACGCGAACUCUCCGAACCUUGUAAUCAUGAAGGACCUUGUACUUCGGAAAGUUGUAUUUGCGUUCAGCAUGGUGUUCUCUGCGAGAAGUUCUGCGGCUGCACGGUGGAAAAUUGCGCCUACAAAUUCACAGGCUGUGCCUGCCACUCGCAAGGCAAAACUUGCCUCUCAAAAGGAAAGGAAAGGCCAUGUAUCUGUGUGCAGCUGAACCGCGAAUGCGACCCAGAUGUUUGUGGUCGAUGCGGGGUGGUUGAGAGAGCCGAUCCUGAGAAUGCUGAUAAUGAAGUUCUUCAUUCUACCGGCUGUCAAAACUGUUCGCUGCAGCGGGGCCAGGCGAAGAGCCUUGCUUUGGGCGAGAGUCAACUUGAGGGAGUCGGGUAUGGGUUAUUCACUAUCGAGGAUAUCGCACAGGACGAUUUCAUCAUCGAAUAUGUAGGUGAACUGAUCACCCACGAUGAAGGAGUGCGACGAGAAGCCAGGCGUGGCGACGUGUUCGAUGAAGAAUCAAACAUUUCGUACGUAUUUACUCUGUUAGACAACGAAGGUAUUUGGGUGGACGCUGCGACAUAUGGUAAUUUGAGUCGCUACAUCAACCACGCAUCAGAGAGCGACAAGCGCGGGUGCAACAUCACCCCACGAAUCCUUUACGUCAAUGGCGAAUACCGCAUCAAGUUUACAGCCAUGCGUGAUAUCAAGGCUGGAGAGGAAUUGUUCUUCAAUUAUGGUGAAAACUUCCCCAACCUGACAAAGAAGCUGCUCGACCAUAAGGUGGGAGGGAAGUCUGACCAGGGUAAAAAACGAUCGCGACGGCCCAACGGAGAAGGGGUCGCACGGAAGAAUCCAAAGACGGAUAAGAAGAAGCCCGGAAAGGGAAAGAAGCGUGCCCAAGCAGUUCUCGAUGAAGACGACAUGCUGGCGGAUACGCUUGGUUUCGCUCCAAAGCCUCUCCGUAAGCGUAAGAAGGGCCCAUUUGAGGAGGACUCAGAAGAAGAAGAGUAUCACCCGACUGGCACUGAUGCCUCCAUCAUGGAAACACCUUCAGAUGGAGAUUCGGAUUUUGGAAAUUCAGCAGCAAGACUGCGAAAACGAGCGCGACAAGAUGGCAAGGGAGCAGCGUCGAGCCAUAAUGGCAAACCACGAGGAGAUUUAAAGACACGCGGCAAAAGAGGAGGCGCCAGACCAGGAAGUGGUCGGCCGAGAAAGUAUCCACGAAAGCCGACUUCAGCUCCGACGUUGGAGCAUCCUUCAGCUUCGGAAUCGCAAGAUCGAGAGGACCCAGAAGAACGCCAGAUCGUGGCUGCAGACACCAUCGUGCCAGCUGCACUGCAACGGCCACAGCCAGUGGAAAUCAAUGACAGCAUGGAAUACGUCACUUUUUCAGAGGAACGCACUGAAGAAUCCAGGCUGCUCCAGAGCCAACUAGAGGAGGACAACGAUGAAGACGACGACGAUGAUGACCAAGACGUGGUUGUGCGGUCGCGCGUUGAUCGAGGUGUUAGAAACCGGCGCCCAACAGCCAAGUUAAGAGAUGACGGAGACUGGAUAAGCGGGAGUCAAUAAUAUAGAGGGUCUUCCAAGGUGGCUUGGCUUCAUUGUAAGAUAAUGGUGACAUCGCAAACAUACAGUCUUGCACAAACUAGGAUGGAAAUUUCUGGGUUUGGGUGGGAAACAGAAAGGCUUGGUAUUAGUUGGGAGACAGUUGUUGUAGUAGUAUUACAAAAUAUAUGAGUCUCAAGGACGCAAUUGGCUUUG